AUGGGCUCCACACUCCCCAACACCUACAAACGCGCCGUCUUCAAUGAACAGGGUGCAGAUCUAACCCUGGAAGAGGUCGAAUUGACUAGUCCCCAGCGUGGUGAAAUUGUGCUGAAAGUUGAAGCCUGUGGAGUCUGUCACUCGGAUCACUUUGCCCAGACAAAUCUCAUGGGAGGGGGGUUCCCCCGCGUCCCUGGCCAUGAAAUUAUAGGACGCGUUGCUGCCGUGGGUGAUGGGGAGACGUAUUGGAAAGUGGGAGACCGCGCUGGCGGUGCGUGGCAUGGGGCGCAUGAUGGAACCUGCGGAGCUUGCAAAAAGGGUUUCUUCCAGAUGUGCGACAAUGAGCAAGUCAACGGCAUUACACGGGAUGGAGGAUAUGCCGAAUAUUGUCUCAUCCGCAGCGAAGCCGCCGUCCGAAUCCCCGAGCACGUCAACGCAGCCAAAUACGCCCCCAUGCUCUGCGCAGGCGUCACGGUCUUCAACUCCAUCCGUCACAUGAAUAUUCCCGCCGGUGAAACAGUGGUCAUCCAAGGUCUCGGUGGUCUCGGUCAUCUUGCACUCCAGUAUGCGAACAAAUUCGGUUACCGUGUCGUUGCUUUGUCCCGUGACUCGCAGAAGGAAGCAUUUGCGCGGAAACUGGGCGCCCACGUGUAUAUUGACACGAGCAAGGAGGACCCGGUCGAAGCAUUGCAGAAGCUUGGGGGUGCGUCUCUGAUUGUGUCGACGGCACCCAGUCCGGACAUCAUCAAUCCGUUGAUUCAGGGGCUGGGGGUGUUGGGAAAGCUGUUGAUCUUGUCAAUUGUGGGCGGGAUUGAGGUUCAUUCUGGUUUGUUGGUCGGAAAAGGCAAAUCGAUUUGGAGCUGGCCCAGUGGUCAUGCCACGGAUUCAGAGGAGGCAAUCGCAUUUGCGGAACUUCAGGGAGUUGACUGCAUGGUGCAGGAAUUCCCACUGGAAAAGUGCAACGAGGCAUUUGCGGCGAUGAUGGAUGGAAGUGUGCGGUUCCGCGCAGUUCUCACAAUGGGCUAA
Molecule: messenger RNA, 1026 nt
Organism: Aspergillus tanneri
Lineage: Eukaryota; Fungi; Ascomycota; Eurotiomycetes; Eurotiales; Aspergillaceae
Exons: 7
Coding region: 1-1026 (341 amino acids)
Molecular function (GO): oxidoreductase activity
Source: RefSeq, a predicted model, not a curated record